UCGAUGUGAGUAUGGAAGCUUUUUAAAAUCUAAAUUAUUUCGUUACUUUGUAUAGCACAACUAGCAAGUACGAACGCAUUUAAAAUUUGUGUAAAUUCUCUUUGGGGACGUUAUCGCUUGAUUUCUCCUUUGGUUUCAACACUCAUUCAUGUGCGACCAAGUAUCGUCGUCACCCGUCGCAGAAACAGUAUUACUAAUGUCGUCCAACCGGGAAUCGUCGCGUCGAGACUCGCUGACGGCUCAGGAAGAAGAGACGCUCAAGUAUGGAGCCGAGCAUGUCAUUAAGUUGUUUGUGCCCGUGUCCAUGUGCAUGCUAGUCGUAGUGGCUACUAUAAACUCGGUAACGUUUUACAACGUUAAAGACAUGUUUCUGGUGUACACGCCGUUUCACGAGACAAGCCCCGAACCGUCCACCAAAGUGUGGAACGCACUGGCCAAUUCGGUAAUCUUGAUUACGGUCGUCAUUGUGAUGACCGUUUUUCUUAUCUUGUUGUACAAGUAUCGAUGUUACACGUUCAUUCACGGAUGGCUCAUCAUGUCUUCUCUGCUGCUUCUGUCCAUGUUCACGAGUCUUUACUUUGAAGAAAUGCUACACACUUACAAUGUGCCCAUGGAUUAUAUAACGUUUCUUUUGGUCAUCUGGAACGUGGGCAUGCUCGGCAUGGUGUGCAUUCAUUGGAAAGGCCCGUUACGCAUUCAACAAUGUUAUCUAAUAUUCAUUGCCGCUCUCAUGGCGUUGGUGUUCAUCAAGUAUUUGCCCGAGUGGACUACGUGGGCGGUACUGUUGGUGAUAUCUAUUUGGGAUUUGGUGGCCGUGCUGACGCCGAGGGGACCGCUUCGCAUACUCGUGGAAUUGGCCGAAGAGCGCAACGAGCAGAUAUUUCCCGCAUUGAUCUAUUCAUCGACCGUGGUGUACAUGAUGAAUCGUUCGGACAGCACCAACACUACAGACAGCCAGAACGGAUUCACAGAGACGUGGGUUGAAAAUCACGGACAGCCGCAGGAACAAGACGUCAGAGUGUUUAGACAGCCGAUGGACGAAGACGAGAAAGGGAUCAAACUGGGCCUCGGAGAUUUCAUAUUUUACAGCGUUCUCGUGGGCAAAGCAUCUUCGUACGGCGACUGGAAUACUACUUUGGCUUGUUUCGUAGCCAUUCUCAUUGGACUAUGUCUGACACUUUUGUUGUUGGCAAUAUUUAGACGAGCACUUCCCGCACUGCCUAUAUCGAUUGCGUUUGGACUUGUGUUUUAUUUUGCUACUCGAGGAUUAGUCAAGCCGUUUGCAGACAUGUUGGCUUCACAACAAGUUUUUAUAUAACACAAUUUACUUUUGUAUUAAUAAAAUAAUAUGUAAUCAACUAAUUUUUUUCCAACAAUUUAUUGUAUAAUUUUAAAACGGAUUACAAAAAAAAAAUAUAUACUCACCGUUUAGUCUUAGUUUUCAUUUAUU
Molecule: messenger RNA, 1450 nt
Organism: Adelges cooleyi (spruce gall adelgid)
Lineage: Eukaryota; Metazoa; Arthropoda; Insecta; Hemiptera; Adelgidae
Gene: Psn
Product: presenilin homolog
Exons: 1
Coding region: 149-1318 (389 amino acids)
Biological process (GO): negative regulation of apoptotic process; calcium ion transport; amyloid precursor protein catabolic process
Cellular component (GO): neuromuscular junction; growth cone; mitochondrial inner membrane
Molecular function (GO): aspartic endopeptidase activity, intramembrane cleaving
Source: RefSeq, a predicted model, not a curated record